Messenger RNA from Hypoxylon trugodes, 2142 nucleotides. RefSeq names its product 2-oxoacid dehydrogenases acyltransferase-domain-containing protein. Gene Ontology annotation, cellular component: mitochondrion; cytoplasm. The record is from RefSeq and is a predicted model, not a curated record. NCBI's taxonomy places the organism in Eukaryota, Fungi, Ascomycota, Sordariomycetes, Xylariales, Hypoxylaceae. Gene Ontology annotation, molecular function: acetyltransferase activity; lipoic acid binding. The coding region runs from base 323 to 1687 and encodes 454 amino acids. The transcript has a single exon.
CCUCUUUCUUUUUUACUUCGUACGAGCUGAGAAUCUUUUAGAAUUUCUGUAUUCUAAUUCUUCAAAAUGUAAAUUUACAUAUUAUUCUCUUUUCUAUCUCUCUAGACAAUUUUAUAUACCCGGAUAUAUAUAAUGUUUCUUCAGCGUAGUUCUCGCGCAAUUCGCCGGCAAUGGCAACUAUGUCGGCGUUUCAACCGUCCCGCCGAAUACCAAGUCCGCGCCGCUGUAAUAAGAGGAUUACACACAACGAGGAACUUGCGAGUAGUGAAACCAGUCUUACUUGCUGACAUCGGUGAAGGUGAAUAAUCUCCUCGUCAUCGCCAUGUCCAAUGCCUUUGUCCUUUUGCUCAAUUUCUCUAUAGGUAUCGUGGAAUGCGAAGUAAUACAAUGGUUCGUCGAGCCCGGUGCCAGAGUCGAGGAGUUCUCACCCUUGUGCGAGGUCCAGAGCGAUAAAGCUUCCGUCGAGAUCACAAGUCGAUUCUCAGGUGUAGUCAAGAGGCUGUAUUAUGAAGCUGGUGAAAUGGCAAAAGUCGGCAAGCCGUUCGUAGAUAUAGAUAUACAAGGCGGUGCGAACCAGAAAGAUUUAGACGCCCUCACAGCCCCUGAACCCGCAACAGAAGGAGCUUCAGAACCCUUAAACAAGGAGUCGUUGAGCAAACCCCCGCAAGGGCAAGGUCCAACAGGUAGAGCGACCGAAUCCUCGGCCGACGAAGCGUCGAAGUCCCAGCCACCUCCGACAAAGAAAGGAAAACAUGCUUCGUUAGCAACUCCAGCCGUCCGACACUUGUCUAAAGAGUUGAACGUAGACAUACUAGAGGUCGAUGGGACAGGGAAAGAUGGUAGAGUCCUAAAGGAAGACAUAUAUAAGUUUGUGGAGAAGAGGGAUUCGCCCACCCAACCGGCUCAACCUUCGAGUCCGUUCGCCAGUAUACCACCGGCUUCGGAUACGGAAAAGCAGACCGAGACUGCCGUCCAAUUGUCGAACACACAACAUCAAAUGUUCAAGACCAUGACACGGUCAUUGAGUAUACCGCAUUUUCUAUACACCGAUGAGGUCAACUUCUCUCAGAUGUACGAGUUGCGCCGGCGACUAAACAAGGUUGUUUCACAGUCGGCAAGGGAGGGUGAAGCAUCGAAAUUGACGUACUUGCCAUUCAUCAUAAAGGCCGUCUCAAUGGCCUUACACCAAUACCCUAUACUGAAUGCCCGUGUUGAUGUGGAUCCCGAGACCUCGAAGCCAACGCUCGUUUAUCGCAGCCAGCAUAACAUUGGCAUCGCUAUAGACACGCCCUCUGGUUUAUUGGUACCUGUAGUUAAAAAUGUGGGAGCUAGAAGCGUGCUUUCAAUUGCCGCAGAAUUGGCACGUCUGCAGUCGCUGGCUGCCGCUGGCAAGCUCUCACCCCAAGACUUCACAGGAGGCACAAUUACUGUGUCUAACAUUGGCAAUAUUGGCGGCACAUACGUGUCGCCCGUUAUUGUCGACAAGGAAGUGGCCAUUCUAGGGAUCGGCCGCAUGCGAACAGUUCCAGCUUUUGAUGAGGAUGAUAAUGUCAUCAAGAAGCACAUUUGCAAUUUCAGUUGGAGUGCUGACCAUCGCGUUGUUGACGGUGCAACCAUGGCAAGAGCCGCCGAUGUAGUGCGUAAGAUUGUUGAAGAGCCGGACGUCAUGGUCCUACACCUGAGAUGAUGAAGAAUAAUAAGCCCAGCGUAAUUCCGCCUGUUUGGUGCCCAAAGACGGACGGAUUGGUCGCGCCGUGCCGCACCGCAUUACCAUAAUCUGGGUCGAGAGGUUGAGAAGGACGGAUAAGGAACGCCACCUGCGUAGUGCGUUGCCCAGGUUGCCAGCAAUUGGCGUGCAGAGGGAUUCAAGGGUAUGAUCUGAUUCGGGUUCGAAGUUGAUAUGUCAUAUGCAGGCGGGAAAACAAGCGAGCAGGUAGCAGUUAAACCCGGAGUACAUACGUACACCUAUACAUACCGACCUACAUAUGUAUCUACCUACCUACAUUACCUACCAAUGUAGGUAUCUAGUCGCAUGGGCAUGGAUGACAUAGCCCGCAUAGCAUAGCAUAGCAUAUAUCCGCAAAACUGGACCUUAGGACCGGAUUGUCUGGAUCGAAAAAAAAAAAACCCUUGUACUCGACA